AUGCUUGUCAGAGGCUUCGGUGCCUCAGAGUAUCUCUUUCGCCGCCUGAAAAAUGCAUAUCCGACCAUUGAUGUGAUGCAACCACCAAACGCUUGGUCAGCCGUUGUACGUGGCGCCGUAAUUCGUGGACUGGACGGAAAUCAAGUUGAAAGUCGGAGAGCACGACGCCAUUAUGGUGUGAGUUGCUACAAAAGGUACGAAGCAGAGCAUCACAACAAGAACGAGGCACGUUGGGAUCCCAUCGAAGAAGAUUGGUUUGUCGAUGAUCGCAUGAGAUGGUAUGUUCGAAAGGGCGAAUCAAUUUCAGAGAACGAUCCGAUUAAAAUGAGUUUUUAUCGAGUUUGGAAAUGCAAGGAUGCCAACAAAAUAACAUUCACGGAGACUUUGUAUUUCUGCAACAAGGAUCGGGCACCAGAUGUAUAUGCUCCAGACAUCCUUCCAUUGUGCACACUGAGCGUUGAUCUCAGCGACGUCCCAAAGAAACUGUUUCUGAAAUACAGGAACUCCAAAGGCUUAGAGUAUUAUAAGAUCAACUAUGAUCUGACGAUGACACCCACAUCAGCCUCCAUUUUCUUCGAGUUGGAAUACGAUGGAAUCUCAGACGGUACUGUGCGAGCCAAGUAUUGA
Messenger RNA from Rasamsonia emersonii CBS 393.64, 627 nucleotides. RefSeq lists its product as uncharacterized. The record is from RefSeq and is a predicted model, not a curated record. NCBI's taxonomy places the organism in Eukaryota, Fungi, Ascomycota, Eurotiomycetes, Eurotiales, Trichocomaceae. The transcript has 5 exons. Bases 1 to 627 code for a protein of 208 amino acids.